UUUACGAUAAUUUAACUUUUUAUUCCAAUAUUAAUUAGUGUGCACAUAAUUUUAGUAAACUUUUACUAUUUACCUUUAACUGAUAAAAAUGGCAGAGGACGAGGUGCUUUUCGACGACGUGUAUGAACUUUGCGAAAUUAUUGGGAAAGGGCCAUUUAGUCUUGUCCGCCGCUGUGUUCACCGACAGACUGGACAACAGUUUGCUGUGAAAAUUGUGGAUGUUGCACGGUUCACAGCAAGUCCUGGAUUGAGCACUGCUGAUUUGAAACGUGAGGCAACAAUAUGUCACAUGUUGAAACAUCCUCACAUUGUGGAGUUGCUGGAGACCUACAGCUCGGAGGGGAUGCUGUAUAUGGUGUUUGAGUAUAUGGAUGGGUCCGACUUAUGCUUUGAAGUAGUACGACGGGCCACAGCUGGCUUUGUCUACAGUGAAGCAGUAGCAUGCCAUUACAUGCGUCAAAUAUUAGAGGCUCUUCGCUACUGCCACGAGAACGACAUCGUUCACCGAGACGUGCGCCCCCAUUGCGUUUUGCUCGCCGGCCGUGACAACUGUGCUCCGGUCAAGCUUGGGGGCUUCGGAGUGGCUGCCCAACUGCCCACGCCCACAGCCCAUAGAGCCCCACCAGAACUGGUGAUGGACAAUCGACCUCUAGUGGGUCCUAUGGGCCAAGCGUAUCUCAAAUCAGAUGAGUAUGGUCGUAUCGGCACUCCACACUACAUGGCUCCGGAAGUAGUAUCGAGCCAAUUGUAUGGGAAGCCGGUAGACGUAUGGGCCGCUGGGAUUCUUUUGCAUGUACUCCUCGUGGGCUAUUUGCCCUUUACUGGAACGAGGGAAAGACUUUUCGAGGCUAUUUGUCGUGGCCGAUUACAUUUUGAUGCACCUCUAUGGGAGGAUAUCAGCGACGCAGCGAAAGAUCUUGUGCAAAGAAUGUUGACGGUGGAUCACACGCAGAGGAUUAACAUUCAAGAAGUUCUUAACCACCGAUGGAUUAGGGAUCGCGACAAGCAGAACAGAAUCCACUUAUCGAAUACAGUGGAGGAGUUGAAGAAGUUCAACAGCCGGCGGCGUCUUCGUGCUGCGACCCUCGCGGCUGCCUCUGUUGAUGAUGAAGAGGAAGAUGAACAGCCACCUCGGCGUCUAGUGCUUAUGGAGGAGGCCAAUGCUGCUGCUGUGAAUCUCAUCGUUGAGUCUUUGGACGAUGUGGCCGUACUCCAAGAUGGUCCCGGUUUCAUGGACCCUGACCUUUUCCACAGUGUACUCGAUGAUCUGCAAUUAAGAUCUCUCUUAGAGGUUUACGACCGCAUAGCCUGUACGGUCGUGGUAACGAGCGGUCGUGCCCCGGCGGCUGAGGGCCGCUCCCGGGCCCGGGCGGCCCUCGAAGCGGCGGCCCGGCUCCGGUCCGGUUCCACACCGGGUGCCGCAGCGCCCACCACCGCGACGGCCAUACACGAUCUGCGCCGGGUGCUGGCUGUACCGCAUGUCAAGGUCAGUGCUUAG
Pararge aegeria (speckled wood butterfly) is the source of this 1498-nucleotide messenger RNA. RefSeq names its product peripheral plasma membrane protein CASK-like. Gene Ontology annotation, molecular function: ATP binding; calmodulin binding; calcium/calmodulin-dependent protein kinase activity. The transcript has 12 exons. Gene Ontology annotation, biological process: protein phosphorylation. Gene Ontology annotation, cellular component: cytoplasm; neuron projection. The record is from RefSeq and is a predicted model, not a curated record. Lineage: Eukaryota; Metazoa; Arthropoda; Insecta; Lepidoptera; Nymphalidae. Bases 89 to 1498 code for a protein of 469 amino acids.